Messenger RNA from Paramecium sonneborni, 1037 nucleotides. The record is from the annotation of a GenBank genome assembly. Lineage: Eukaryota; Ciliophora; Oligohymenophorea; Peniculida; Parameciidae.
AUGAAUAAAUUAUAGUUUAUCUUUAAAUUUUGUACGGAGUCUCAAAAAUCAAUAUAUAAACUUGAGAAUUCUCAAAAAUAUAUAGCUGAUUUAGUUUAGAAGACUGAUUGGAUUAGUUUUGCAAUAUCUAAACAUAUUCCAAAAUAAGUGAGGUACUCAUUAAUAAUUGAAUAAAGAUAAGAUUAUUUGAACAUUUGUCAAUUUCAUAAUGAAUUAGCAAGAAUAGAAGAAACUUCUAAAGAAAGAUCAUUAGGAGUAGGCAAACUUUAAUAUUGGUCAGAUCAAAUAGAUUAAGUAAUAUUUCUUAAAAUUUUGAGAUUUUUUUAGAUAAUCCUUAAAGAGAUCCUUUAUCAAUAUGUCUUCAUAACACAUGUAAAAACAACCCAUUACCUAAAUAUUUAUUUCAAAAAAUGAUUAAUUACCGCAAAUAAUAAGUAGAAAAGUAGGAAUUUGCAAAUCUUGUAGAUAUGGCUACAGCUGCAGAAGCAAACAGAGGGUCAUAAUUUUUAUUGUUUUUACGUUUAAUGAGGAUGGACAUUGAUAAUUAAGAAUUAAAAUAAUUAACUGAGUUAUCCUCUUAAGCAGUAGGAAUUACAGAUUAUUUAAGAAGAGUGCCUUUCACACUUUAAAAUUAUAAACUUAAUUUACCUGAAGAUAUAAAAUUUAAACAUAGUAUAAAUGUUCGAUCACUUUGGGAUAGAAUUAGGGGUAGUAUAUUAUAAGAAUUUAAGGUGAACCAAAGGAAGAAUUGUAUGAUGCAGUUUUAGAAGUGGCUGCAUUUGCUAGAACAUAAAUGAUUAAGACUUUUUAAUAUUAAAACAAAAUUCCAACAUAAUCAUUUAGGGCAUUUUUACAUUUAAUACCAAGUGAAUAAUAUUUAGAAGAAUUAGAAUAUUAUAAUUUUAAGAUAUUUGAAAAGUAUGAGUUUUUUAAAAAUUAGAGCAAUUAAUUAAAAUUCAUAUGUUUAAUUACCUAUAACCUUGUUUAAGAAUUGUAGAAAAAUGAGGUUUCUAAACAAAGAAUACGAUAUGAAAUGA